Triticum dicoccoides is the source of this 923-nucleotide messenger RNA. RefSeq lists its product as uncharacterized. Bases 18 to 677 code for a protein of 219 amino acids. The record is from RefSeq and is a predicted model, not a curated record. The transcript is spliced from 2 exons. NCBI's taxonomy places the organism in Eukaryota, Viridiplantae, Streptophyta, Magnoliopsida, Poales, Poaceae.
UUUUUGUCGGCGUGGAAAUGGGAGAAGAUGAGGAUGUUGAUGAUUGUGCUGCAUUCGCUUGUGUGUCCUUGCCAGAGACCGGUGACUGGAGCAAGCCAUGCCCUCCAUCUGAUCAGUGGGGCGAGCCCUGCCCUCUUCUUCAUCUUCCAGCUGAAGCAUUCAUCGAGCCAAUCCCCCCUGUCCUCAUCGAAGAAGCACUUCACUUCAUGAUUCAGUCUCUUAAGGAUGAUAGUGAAGAAAUUCUCAAGUAUGACUUCAGCUCUAAUAGCUUAUCACUGAUUGGUGCACCGAUUCAGGAUCGUGAAAUUGUCAGUUCCUCUAUCCUCAUGGCGAUGGAGGAUGGCAGUUUGGGGUAUGCAUAUGUCAAUGGAUCAACCCUCUACCUGUGGUCAAGACUGAUGGAUUCCAACGGAGUUGCCUCAUGGAGUCAACGUACAAUUAUCAAUCUCAUGAACCUUCUCCCCAUCCAAAAUCCUGUGGAAAGAAUUACAGUAGUUGGAUCCGUGGAGGGCGGUGAUGUCGUGUUCGUCACCACAGUGCUGGGCAUCUAUGAGAUUAAUGUUGAUUCGCAGCGAUGGAAGAAGCUAGGGAAGAGAGAAAAUUUAGAUGCUGUGAUUCCAUACAUGAGUUUCUACAAUCGACAAGAAAGGGUGAUGCCUGGUGACGUGGUGCAUUGACAAGGUAUGGUUGAAUAUGCUUAAGGGCAGGAGGCCACUCUCAUCAACAAGAAAGAUGACAAGCUUAGGCAGCAGGGGUCUUGCGAUGAAUUAUAUCACUACAUAGUAGCCCUUUUGGUGCAAUGGUGCUUGCUUGAUUUCUCAUAUCGUGUUUAGCUUUUUUCAGUAAGCUUGACAGUUUCCCCAUGUUGUUCGUGUGUGUAAUUGGAUGAUGGAUUAUGUUGUAAACUUGUAAUGAACCUUCAA